GCAGCAGCAUGGAGCAGCAGGUGAGCCUGGCAGGGCUGCCUGCAGCUUGGGACAACACACUCAUGGUCCCCAGGAGUGGCCUCCAGCCUGCAGCUGGCACCUCCUACAGAUACAAACUGCAGUGCCUCUGCAGGACCCAGGUGAGGCAGAUCGCCAGGGAGAGGGACAAGGCAAAGCUCAGUUUGGAGAAGGCAGAGAAACACUGCCUGCAGCUGGGCAGGGAGCUGGAUGAGCAGUACAUCGCUCUUGAGCACACCCAGAGCAAACUCAGGAAUUUUCAGGCAGAAGUAGAGGCAAAAGACCUGCUUUUGCAGCAAGCAGUGAGUCACCAGGCAAAGCUGGAGGCUGCUACACAGCUCCUCCAGGGCAAAGAGGCCAACCUACAAGGGAGACUGAACCAUGUGAUGAAUGAGAACACACAGCUACAAAAUAAAGUCAUGGAGAUGGCUGAGAAACUGUCAGCCUCUGAGGAAAUGGUGUCAGAGCUGCAAAAAGAACUCAACCACAUUGUGAAGGAUAAGCUGGAGCAGGGGGAGCCCCACAGCCCAGAGUUCCUGAAGCAGAGCGAGCGCUUUGCCGAGAUUGUCCUGGAGUAUGAGCAGCAGUGCCAGGUGCUGUACGAGCAGAACAGAGCGCUGCGAAGGGAGCUGCAGAAGCUGCGCCUCCAGCUGCAGGAGAGCAGGGCUGAGGGAGGGCUGCCAGCAGCAGAAAUGUCACUCCCAGUGGAGCAGCUCCAAGAGCAGCUGCAGGACCUGAAGGUGCAGCUGGAAACCAAGAGUGAUGAGGGCAAGGAGGGGCUCUCUCACCCAGAUGUCAAGAGGCCUCAGCUGGGCUGUGAGCCCCCUGAGCACAAGGCUGGUGACAGUGCUGGCCCUGGCACUGCCCAGCUGCAGAGCCAGAGCCUUCUGGAGGCUGAGUGGCUACGAGGAGCAGAGAUUGCUGCCAGGCUGGAGCACCACCAGAGGCAUGCAGCAUGCUGGAUGGAGAUGGAGCUGCUCCAACAGCAGCUCCAGGCCUCGCAGGAAAAGCUUUUGGAAGCCAAAGCUAGCCUGAGCCUGGCCCAGGCCCAGCACGCUCUGCAGUUGCAGCAGGCCAAGGCCCAGAUAAACAACAUGGUGCCAAAGAAGCAGUUUGAGCAGCUGCAAAACACCUUGAGAGAGGAACAGUGCAAGACUCAGCAGCUCCAGGAAAGCCUCCAGCUGCAGGCUGAGCAAACAUGCAGGCAGCUGGUCAGGACCCAGGAGGAGCAUGAGCAGCUGCUGCAGGCAGCUGUGGAGCAGGCAGAGGGGCUGGAACAGAGUCUGAGGAAUGCUGAAGCUGUGCUGGCAGAGAGGGCAGCUCAGCUCAGAGAUGCCCAGGCCCAACUCUCCAGGAACAAACUCUUAAUUGAAGAGCUGCGUGGAGAGAACAGGAGGUUUGCAAUGGCCCUGCAGGCUGCUGAGCUGAAGCAGAAGAGCAUGGAGGAGAAAAACCAGCUGUUGGAGGAACAAGCCUCAGCUCUGAAGCAGCUUAUUGGAAAAAUCACACCAGCAUCUCUGAGUGGGUGAUGGAACAUCUGCAGUGGCAGCCCCUGGUCCUGGCUGGGGCUGGUCGGGUCCAGAAUGGGAGAUAUGCCUGGGUUGGGAAAUCAGCCUUGUCCUCUCUGGUCUUGCCAGGAUUUUCCUGUGCAGAAAAUACCAAAUGGAGACCAUAGAGUCCUUUGAGGAAAUUGGUCUUGUGGAUAGCUGAGUUUUCCAACUGAAAGCAGCAGCCUUGGUGCCUUUCUCAGUAGCAGUGUGCUGUUAUGUCAUGUCUGUCUCAGGACAGCCAGCUCACAGGAUUUCCUUUGGCAGUGUUUCGUGGUGGUGUAGGUGCUCCCUCUCUGCAAAAAGCUGAUGUUGGAGGCACAGUUAGAUCUCAAAAGCCAGGGCAGAAAGGCUUGCAGGACCCUGUGCCUGGCUCACUCCAAGCAGGAAAGAAAGCUGAGUUGUGGCAUUAAAAAAUGUGUAAUGUUACAGCA
Haemorhous mexicanus (house finch) is the source of this 1999-nucleotide messenger RNA. RefSeq names its product ninein-like protein. The coding region runs from base 9 to 1547 and encodes 512 amino acids. Gene Ontology annotation, biological process: microtubule anchoring at centrosome. The record is from RefSeq and is a predicted model, not a curated record. NCBI's taxonomy places the organism in Eukaryota, Metazoa, Chordata, Aves, Passeriformes, Fringillidae. Gene Ontology annotation, cellular component: centrosome. The transcript has 11 exons.